Molecule: messenger RNA, 1140 nt
Organism: Peniophora sp. CBMAI 1063
Lineage: Eukaryota; Fungi; Basidiomycota; Agaricomycetes; Russulales; Peniophoraceae
Source: the annotation of a GenBank genome assembly
AUGUCGGCCAGAAAUACCGCAUUGGCGGACAGCCCUACGGUACUACGCUCUCCUACGGGCGUAACUGUCACUGCGGCGUCCAAACGCGGGGGAAGCCGCAUCCCUUUGAGAACACCACCGCCCAAGGAAGCAUCUUCUAAGGCAUCUCGCCAGUCUCGUCGCGAGCAGAUCUACAAUACGAUACGUUCAUAUAAUGCUGACCACACUAAUAAUUCCUGCUCGAGCGCGCCUCAGAGCACAUCCCCCACAGACCCGACCGAACCCACCGAGACGGCCAGCUCACAACCGGCUGGGACGGUAACACCACCAGAGACAGGGCCGGCCACCCCGUCGCCUCAGCCGAGAGCCGCGCCGGUACCACCUGCAAGUUCCCCCCCGGCGGCGAGCCCAGCCGUACCCUUGAAGUCCGCAGGACUGCUGAGCUCUGAUAGAGCGAAGCAGCACUGGGACGUACUCAAGGGUUUCAAGCUGCUUCCGAGAUCGGAACCGGAGAUCACAUUGGAGGCGAUUGCUGGCGCACUUAGGAUACUUGGUACGGGGCAGAUCAAGAAGAGCGAGAUGAUGUCGGCGGCGGCGUCAGCUGGCGAGCUGGUCACUCUCAUCCUCUCGGACCAGAGGCUCGACCUCAUUGCAUACACGGACAAGAUCGGCCAACACAUCGACGACAAGCUCGAAGAAGGCUUCACACGCCUAACAACUAGCAUCGUCGAAAACCCCCCGCAGUGCACGCACGCCCACCCGACCACACCCGCGACGAACUCGGAGGAGCCCAUGGACGCCCAGGCCUUCUUCGACGCUGUCGUCGCCGGUCUACCCACUCCACCGGGUUCUGACCGCGACUUUCAGGCUCGCAAGGCUGAGGCUAUACUAGCCCGCCAAGUGCUAUUCACCCACUGUGGCGGCGACCUGCCCGAAGGAAAGGUCGGGGUGCCGCCCAACAUCGCGAAUGCAGCGCUAGCCGAUCAUUUCCGCGAUGCAAUCAAGAAAGGCGACAUAGAGAAGGAUGCAGGGUGCAACAUAGGCAUACAGACGGUUAGAAGGGUUGGGAUGGACGUUGUCGUUCUUUACCGCGCUUAUCGAGGAAUCAACCCCAAUAAACACAGAGGUCAGGCUUCACGGGUUUUCCUGCUUUCCCAGUGA